Acipenser ruthenus (sterlet) is the source of this 6317-nucleotide messenger RNA. RefSeq names its product neuropeptide Y receptor type 4-2-like. Bases 461 to 1642 code for a protein of 393 amino acids. The transcript has 3 exons. Gene Ontology annotation, molecular function: neuropeptide binding; pancreatic polypeptide receptor activity. Gene Ontology annotation, biological process: G protein-coupled receptor signaling pathway. The record is from RefSeq and is a predicted model, not a curated record. Gene Ontology annotation, cellular component: plasma membrane; neuron projection. NCBI's taxonomy places the organism in Eukaryota, Metazoa, Chordata, Actinopteri, Acipenseriformes, Acipenseridae.
UGGUUCAAAACUUUUUAUUUAUUUAUUUAUUUUUUAACAAGGAUAAUACCCUUUGCAUUUAUAUUUGCAGAUGUUUGUAUAACUUUAGCUGCCGGUAAUUCAGAAUGUAUCCUCCCUCAUUUCAACAGGCAUCGCUAUUGUCUACGAGAAAUAUGAUUACACUUCAGGGUCCCUGGCUUCAACAACCAGUCCAGAAAAUAGCCCUCUCCUGCUUUAUCAGAGCAAUCUUCUUGUAACUGCACUACAUCAGAUUUACAGCUACAAAAUGACUUGAACACAACUUCAACAAAUUAAAGAACCAUUUCCUCAUGUUUGUGGCGAGAUUACAUUACCUACAAGACAAGAUAACUUCCUUCCAGUGGCUUUCAUGUCCCCACAAUGCUUAUAACUGGGAAUGACAAGGCAAUUUUGUGUUUUCUGAAUUAUUCCUGCCCCCUCUUUCCCUGCUAAGACAGACACCAUGAAUUGUACCAGAUUGCCUGACAUGGAUGAGACACCAAUCGUUUUCUUCAGGAAUCAAUCUGUCUCCAUCAACAGCACCCACCACGUGUUUCCUCCAUUCUUGGAAGACCCUUGCAAAAACUCCACUGGCCUCACGUUCUUCCUGGUGGCCUCCUAUUGCACUGUCAUGAUUGUUGGGCUGGUGGGCAACAUUUGUUUAAUCUGUGUAAUAGCCAAGCAGAAAGAGAAGGCCAACGUCACUAACAUAUUAAUCGCCAACCUUUCCUUCUCAGACAUUAUGGUGUGCGCGUUCUGUUUGCCUUUUACUGUGGUCUACACCCUAAUGGAUUACUGGAUCUUUGGGGAGGUCCUGUGCAAAAUGAUGCCAUUUAUCCAGUGCAUGUCGGUGACGGUGUCUAUUCUUUCUCUUGUCCUCAUUGCUUUGGAGAGACACCAGCUUAUUCUCAACCCUGCUGGUUGGAAACCCACUGUUCCACAGGCGUACUUGGCAGUGGUGGUGAUUUGGAUGCUAGCCUGCUUUACCUCACUUCCCUUCCUGGCGUUUCACAUUUUGACAGAUGAACCCUACAAGAAGCUCUCUUUCUUCAUGGCCUCCCUGGCAGACAAGGCUGUCUGCACUGAGAACUGGCCCUCCCACCAACACAAGCUCAUCUACACCACCUGGCUGCUGAUCUUCCAGUACUGCGCCCCCCUGCUCUUUAUCCUGGUGUGCUAUCUGAGGAUCUACUUCCGCCUGCGUAAGAGGAAGGGCAUGCUUGACCGGAUGUGCGAGGAGAACCGGCAGAUGACCCACAGUAAGAGGAUCAACGUCAUGCUGGUGUCCUUGGUCACCGCGUUUUCUGUCUGCUGGCUACCGCUCAACACCUUCAACACCAUCGCGGACUGGAAUUAUGAGGCGGUGAUGUACUGCCAUCACAACCUAAUUUUCUCAUUGUGCCACCUAGUGGCCAUGGCAUCAACCUGCGUCAACCCUAUCAUUUACGGCUUCUUGAAUAACAACUUCAAAAAAGAGGUGAAGUCUGUUUUUGUGCACUGUAAGCGCAACACCCUAGAAGAGGAUUAUGAACACCUUCCUCUUUCCACCAUGCACACAGAGCUAUCAAAGACUUCCCUUCACUUGAGCUGUAGGAAUAACAGUAUAGCAACGGGGGACAGGCCUGCUACUGCAAACUGUGUAUAAGUACCAAACUCUGAAUGUAUAUAUUAAUAAAGAAAAUACGUUACUGCACAUUUCUGUAAGUUUGAUGAAUGUACUGUAUGUAAGUAGUAAAUUAUUGCAUAUUUUAGAGCACUUUAAAUUAUAUGAAUCAAGGGUUUGUCUCCAAAAUCCUUCUUUGUUCCUUCAUUUCGAGUGUGUAAAUUAAUUAUUUGUAUGCAAGCUGCAUUGUACAGUGGAUUUGUUAGAACGUAGGCAUUGUGAACUUUAGAUACUAAUCAAGUAUCUUAUUUUCGGAGCAGCCUUUUUACAUUGAUCUUACUAUUGUAUGGUGUGGAUGUGGGUUCUUUUGCUCUCUCUAAAUUUGCCAUUAACUCGAAGAGUUGAAAAGGCCACAGUGUCCCAUGAUCUGAAUGAAAUGUUAAGAUUCUCCAGACAAGCUCAAAGCCAGGUAAAGGCAGAUUUAAAGAAAAUUGAUAAUUACUCAAUUUUGAAGCAACAGUAGCAAGACCACUUAGAAAUGUUGCACACACCAUUCAAUAUUAAGGGAAAUAUAAAGAGACAAUUAAAGUGACAUUUGAAAAUAAUAUAGAUUUGGUGUUAGACUAUUUAUGCUCCUUUUGUGAAGAAUAAUUUACAUCAUGUAUUAAUUGAACAUUGCUUCAAUUGAAAAAUCACAUUUACAAUGUAGGAAUGCAGCGUGUACAAAAUGUAACUACGGUGUAUGUUCUUCAAGUGUGUUUACCUUAUAUCAAGUAUUCACAGCCUGGAAAUAGCAUAUUGAUUUAGGUUUUUAAUUCUUGUUCAAGCUAAAGCGUGAAUGUGUUUGUUGUAACUGCAUUUACUUGCAUUCUUAUAUUUAGAUUCCUGUUAGGUUAAAGGGCUUGCUGCUGGUCUUGAUUUUGAAUUUCUGUGGCUAACAGUGUGUAGGAUUUUCCACUUUCCCUUAUUAGGCUGUUGAAAUUGGCCAUUUGUUUAUAGUCUAGUUUAAAGGACAUGCAGCAUGGAUGUAAAUAUUGGUUUAAGAGUAAAAAUGGAACAAGUAGAAUUACAGAAGUAUUUAUAGUGUCAAUUUCCAAAAUAAACAAUUCACAUUUCAUUUCAGUGGGAAAUCUGGACCGCUUAGCGGCGUACUUAAAGGGGCAACACUUUCCUGAUUGGUUUACAGUCAGUACUGUUGUAUUGCAGACUUUGACUCAGGAGCACCACACCGCAGUUUACUUCCUGUGUUACAGGUAAUAAUGUCAAUAGAAAAUAAGGUGAGGCUCUAUUGUGUGUAACACAGGAAGUGAAAGCAUAGAGGAAACCAAAUACUUCCAUCAAGCUUACAGUGAUGUGGCAGUAUGAGCAAUGUCUUGAAAACCGAGAGGAAUGUUAUGAUAAUUAGAGGCUCUUUAAUAAAAUGUUGUUUAAAGCUGUGCUUAGUACACCUCUGUGGAGUAUUCACCUUUAGUCCUGUAUGUAUUUUAAAGCACUUUAAUUAACUUAUUUGAAUGUGACUAUAUAACAAUGUGAAGAGCAGGAUUUGAUACGCUUACAUCAGGGAUCAAAGACCAGUUCCCUUCAAUCAGAAUUUGACAGAUCAUCGCUCAAUUACAUUUGAAAGAAACUCAUUCAGCUGUUUUGGAGCAAUUCUGGUAUUGAAAAAAACCUCAACAAUGGUGUGAGAGGGCGUAGGGAAUCACUGAACACACAGGAGUCCGAAAGUUUAUUUGAAACUGCCUCACCUGUGUCCAAUUUUUGUGUAGUGGAUGGCCACUACCAACAAUGGUAUUAACCCUUUGCGGUCCUAUGUCAGACCUGGUCCGACAUUACAAUUCUCCCUUUCCGGUCCGAUAUCGGACCCUGUCCAACAUCAUCAAAAAGAUGUAAAAAACAGGUAUCUAGUCAUUUUUUCUCCGGAAAAAGCUGAGAAAACCAUUCAAUGGCCGAGUGAGACCGAUAGGAGCUGAGAGAAGCCGAAAAAAAGGGGGGGGGAUAUCUGAGCAAUAAACCCCCAGAAUAGCCCCGGCACAAACAAGAUAGCUGCUUCUGCAUCCAGCUCUCAAAGAAUAUCACGGACAUUUGCAGAGCUUUUUGAGAUGUUAUAGUAAGAACAUAAGAACAUAAAAAAGUUUACAAACAAGAGGAAGCCAUUCAGCCCAUCUUGCUCGUUUGGUUGUUAGUAGCUUAUUGAUACCAGAAUCUCGAUAAAGCAGCCCCUUGAAGGAUCCCAGGGUGUCAGCUUCAACAACAUUACUGGGGAGCUGGUUCCAGACCCUCACAAUUCUCUGUGUAAAAAAGUGCUUCCUACUUUCUGUUCUGAAUGCCCCUUUAUCUAAUCUCCAUUUGUGACCCCUAGUCCUUGUUUCUUUUUUCAGAUCAAAAAAGCCCCCUGGGUCGACAUUGUCUAUACCUUUUAGGAUUCUGAAUGCUUGAAUCAGAUCACCGCGUAGUCUUCUUUGUUCAGGACUGAAUAGAUUCAAUUCUUUUAGCCUGUCUGCAUACAACAUGCCUUUUAAAUCUGGGAUAAUUCUGGUUGCUCUUCUUGCACUCUUUCUAGAGCAGCAAUAUCCUUUUUGUAACGAGGUGACCAGAACUGAACACAAUAUUCUAGGUGAGGUCUUACUAAUGCAUUGUACAGUUUUAACAUUACUUCCCUUGAUUUAAAUUCAGCACUUCUCACAAUAUAUCCGAGCAUCUUGUUGGCCUUUUUUUAUAGCUUCCCUACAUUGUCUAGAUGAAGACAUUUCUGAGUCAACAUAAACUCCUAGGUCUUUUUCAUAGAUUCUUUCUUCAAUUUCAGUAUCUCCUAUAUGAUAUUUAUAAUGCACAUUUUUAUUGCCUGCGUGCAGUACUGUACACUUUUCUCUAUUAAAUGUCAUUUGUCUGCCCAGUUCUGAAUGCUGUCUAGAUCAUUUUGAAUGACCUUUGCUGCAGCAACAGUGUUUGCCACUCCUCCUAUUUUUAUGUCGUCUGCAAAUUUAACAAGUUUGCUUACUAUACCAGAAUCUAAAUCAUUAAUGUAGAUUAGGAAUAGCAGAGGACCUAAUACUGAUCCAUGUGGUACACCACUGGUUGCCUCACUCCAUUUUGAGGUUUCUCCUCUAAUCAGUACUUUCUGUUUACUACAUGUUAAUCACUCCCUAAUCCAUGUGCAUGCAUUUCCAAACUACUGCGUUCAGUUUGAGAAUUAAUCUUUUAUGCGGGACUUUGUCAAAAGCUUUCUGGAAAUCUAAAUAAACCAUGUCGUAUGCUUUGCAAUUAUCCAUUGUCGAUGUUGCAUCCUCAAAAAAAUCAAACAGGUUAGUUAGACACAAUCUCCCGUUCCUAAAAUCAUGCUGACUGUCUUCCAGGAUAUUGUUAGCGUAUAGGUAAUUUUCCAUAGUAAUAAAAUAAUGACUUGGAUCGCAUUAUUGAGGAAUUUGGUGAUAAAACGAGAGAGAUGAUUUAUCGGUAUGCACGACUGAUAUGCAGUGUCUUUUAAACCUGUUUUACUGUGAAAAAAACUACUUUUAAACAGCGCGUCUAAAAUAAACUGCAUGUGUGAAAAUAAAUUGGACCAGACACGCCUGAGACAUGUUGAAUAAAUGGACCGCAAAGGGCUAAGGCACAGUUUGGCGACACCUGCAAGUGUCAGGAACUAAACACCAGUUUUCCACAAAAAAAACAAACGAUGAAAGAAAAUAGGGAAAAGAAAAUACUGUAACAAAACUACAAAUAAAAGCUGCUGUCUCUUGCAGCUUCCCGCAUCCUCCACUAUCCGGUGUGGCUCGAGAUUCUGUGAUGCUCUCCUAUUCAUGGGUUUCCCCAGACUCCCCCAGUUAAAUUAAUAACAUCCCACUCGGGGUACGUGAAAAACAAACUGUAUGAAAUCGGCUGUUUUCCUCAGCCAAGCGUGCCUACCCCUUUUUUUUCUUUUUUUUAAGUCUGUCGCUUCUCCUAAAAGGGCAAGAAAGAGGGAAUAGCAGAGCGUUAGUUUUAUUGGUCGACCAUCCCGACAAGACCCGCCUCCCGACUACUCAAAGAGGGAGAGACGUGACACACCCUCACCCACCUCUCCGUGUCAUCGCCAUGAUUGACAGGCGGGUCAAAGAGGGCUUUUGACUCCCCCUGCAGAAGCCUGCAUGCGCCCGAUAGCCAGCACAGACCUCCCAUGUUACAGAUGGUUUCCAGGCAGCUCUAUUAGAUUUGUGGCUGACAUACCUUUCAAGUUCCAGGUAAUACAACAGUUGCAGAAAUACUCAGAGGUACAGCUCCAGUGCUGCGGAGUGCUGUUUUUUUACUCUGCUGACUGUCUAUUUAUUCUAUUUUGAAUGCUUGCCUGAAGUGACUGCAAAAACUUGACCGACAACGUGACUGAAGCACUGUCACGGAUGGCUUGAGUGGUGCGUGUGGGUGGUGAUGUCAGGUUCAGGAAGCAGCAGUCAAAACAAAAGGUACAGGGCUGAAAUGGCCGCUGACGUAUAUUUAUUAAAUAAUAAAACAAAAGAUUUAAAGAAAACACCAAAAGAAAAGGGCAGCAAAAUAAAAAUAACACAAUUAUAAAUUUUAUUAUAAAAACAAAAACUUUGUUAGUUGGUUUGGUAGUAUUCGCUCUUUACUAUCCUUCUCCUUACAACUCUCUAAUACUUUCCUCUUUUGUCUGAGUCCGGAGUGGGUCUUUUAUAAAGUGGUUGGAGCCUUAACACUAGAAGGACCAGAGAUAUACUCAUACCAA